Spinacia oleracea (spinach) is the source of this 3157-nucleotide messenger RNA. RefSeq lists its product as uncharacterized. The coding region runs from base 174 to 2612 and encodes 812 amino acids. Gene Ontology annotation, cellular component: nucleus. The record is from RefSeq and is a predicted model, not a curated record. The transcript has 6 exons. Lineage: Eukaryota; Viridiplantae; Streptophyta; Magnoliopsida; Caryophyllales; Amaranthaceae.
CAAACAUAGCAUUCGGAGAAAUUUAGACCACCAGACCGGUUGGGUACGUUUUGAAGCUUUUUUAGGUUAAACAAGCGCACGAAAUCAAAUUUCAAGUAUCACACUUUCACCCCCUUUCUCUCUCCUCCCGGAAAAUCAUCUUUAUACUCAACUCUCCAGUGGUUUGAAUCAAGAUGUAUAAUGGGAUAGGGUUACAGACGCCAAGGGGUUCUGGAACAAAUGGAUAUGUCCAAACCAACAAGUUUUUGAUUCGGGGGAAGACAUCGAAAGUGGCGGUGGAUGGAAACAAGGGAUUUGGCCCUGAUCAGGGUAUGGGUGGUAUCAGCAAGAAGGCGAACAAGGAGAUUCUGGAGCACGAUCGAAAGCGUCAGAUCGAGCUCAAGCUCGUGAUCUUGGAGGAUAAGCUUAGUGAACAGGGUUACACUGAUUCUGAGAUUGCUGAGAAGUGUGAGGAGCUUCGGUGUAAGCUCGAAGCUGAGGCUACUGAUUCUGCUCCGGAUGGUUAUGGCGGUGGCGCUCUUCUUUCAGAUAAGAAGGUAUCAGAUACUGAAACUCACCAAAUUGCGGCUCGGAAAGAGAUGCAAAUGGAAAAACUGAGAUUUGCCCUUGGAAUUACGGAACCUAAUGUUGAUGCAAUCAAGCAUAUUGAUGACAACAGUGAAAGGGAAGAAGGGGAAAUUUUGCAUGAUGAAUCCGGUGAUGAGGAUGUGAAGAUUGAGAGGCAUUAUGAUGAUGAUGACAUAAGCAAGAAUCAACGGGAGAACACGAGAAAGGAAGAAAAAAGGAAAAAGGGUGACCGUGAGUCUCCUGAUUCUGAAAGUACAGAGGAGAGCAGUGAUUCAGAAGCUGAUUCUGAUCGAGAAACGGAGAGGAAGCAAAGAUCCACCAGGUUGCCAAAGAAAAAUAUCUCUAACGACAAGCAUGACUGGGAUAGAGGGCGUCAAAAGGAGGUUGGCAAGCAUGUGUCGAAAAGGCAUGAUCCAAGCAGUGAUUCAGAUCAUAGCAAUAAGUCUUCUGAUGAUAAAACUAUGAAGUCUGAGCAGCAUUUGACAAGAAUUAGACAUGAUUCUGGCAAUGAGCGUACUGAUACUUACAAGAAGAGAUCCACUUCUGAUAGAGGGAUGCGAUCAGUUGAAAGCAACAGGAGCAAGAUAAAUGAUGUUGAUAGGGAUGAUAGAGGCAGAAGACACGAGGAUAACUACUACAAGAGCUCUGAUUAUUCUGGUCAAGGCACAAAGGUGCUUGAACCUGAGAGAAGUAAAAAAGGUAAGAGUUAUGAUACCGAUGAGGAUGUUUCUGAUUCAGACUAUGAAGAAAAAAAGGAGAAGAGUCGCAGGAGAGGAAGGCAUGGUUCUGGGGAUGAUGAUUCUGAUGUUGAAACAAAAGCAUAUGAAAAUAGUAAGAAUAAAGAGAAGCAUUCAAGCUAUCCAAAGAGCCAGACAGACUCAAAGACGAAAGGAACUGAUAAGGAGCUCGGUGGUGAUGGAGGAAGAACUGUGCAUGAGCAUGCUGAUGACAGGAGAACGCAUAAGAGGAUUGAUGAUGAACAACGUUAUAGAAAGCAUGAGAGGUUGGGCGCUGAUGAUGGAAGUAGGAAGCGUGAAAAGAGAGCAGAUGGUGAGCAUGCCAGUAGGAGACAUGAAAACAGAGAGGACGCCUUGCAAGGAGGCAGAAAGCAGGAAAAGGAGGAUAUUGACCAAGAAAGGAGAAAAUGGGAAAAGAAGGUGCCAGAUGAUCUUGAAAGGAGAAAGAAGGUGCCAGAUGAUCUUGAAAGGAGAAAGAAGGAUGUGGACGAGGAUGACUACAAUCGGCGAAAGAUAGAAAGGGAGGAAAAGGUGAUGCAUGUAAAAAGAGGCCGGGAAAGAAGAGAGGAGGAUGGGUCGCUAAAGAGAAAGCUGGAAAGGAGAAAGGACGAUGAUGAGGAAAGGGAGGUAGACGAAUACAAAAGUAGUAAGCGUGAAAGAAGGGAGGAGUUUGAGCAGGGAGGAAGAAAGAGGGGAAGUAGGGAAGAUGAUUUAAAUCAAGGAAGGAAUUCGGAGAGGAGGGAGGAUGAUGAGCAUGCUAGUAAAAAUGAUGAUCAGGAGCUUCGCAAGAAGAGAGAGCAGAAGGAGGAUGAUGAAUUUAGAGGUAGAAAGCACGAAAGAAAGGAAGAGUAUGAGCAGGGAGGAAGAAAGGAUAAUCAAGAGCUUCUAAGAAAGAAAGAGCUGAAGGAGGAGGAUGAGUUCAGAGGUAAAAAGCACGAAAAAAAGGAAGAGUAUGAGCAGGGAGGAAGAAAGAGGGAAAGUAAGCAAGAAGAUGGGAAGCUGGGAAGGAAUUUGGAAAGGAGGGAGGGAGAUGAGUAUGUUAGUAGAAAGCGUGAGAGAGGGGAAGAAGAGCAAGGAGGCAGUAAGCGGGUUAGGCAGGAUGAAGAAGACCAUGGAGGUAAUUAUCGAGAAAGAAGAGACCAAGAGCAGAAAAGUAGAAAUGAGAGGAAGGAGCAAGAUAGGCAUGAACGGAAAAAUAGAGAUAGACUGGAUGAGGAAGAUCACGAAAGGAAAAGACAUGAAAAGGAAGAAGGUUCUCCCAGGAAACAUGAGACACACCGACGUGAUGAUGUUCGUAGGAAACAUUGAUGCAACUGGCAGGUAAUGCAGCUAAAGAAACCGGCAGGAAGUAUAAAGUUUAUGCUGUGGAGAAAAUUCCUAAUUGCCUUAAUUACCCUUCAUGGUUCAUGGUUAUGUUCACUUCUUUGAUGGGACAUAUGGGAGUUAGAUAGAGCUGAUAGAAUGGUUUCUGGCAGAGCAACUAGCGUCUGGAGCUGAAUGUUUCUAGUGUUACUAUGAGUAUGCUGGGGAGUGUUGGCUACUUGGCUGACCUUUCAUAGAAAAACAGUAUGACAUGCUGGAAUCUUGUAGGUCUGCUGGUGGUGUUUUAUAUGCAAUGUGAGUUCAACAGAUAUCUCCAGGUUCAUGCACACUAAAUUUCGUUUUAUUCUCUUUUGCUGUUUUAUUUGGGGAGUUGUAACCUCACCCUUUCAGGCUGUAUGUAAAUGUUGCCUGCUUUUGUAAUUCAUAUUGUGAGGUCUGGCUGUCUGUGUUGAUUACUAAGACAUCCACUGCACUGUUUUAUCCUAUAACAUCCCGUUGAUACAUUAUAAGUCUUCGCCAGAGUUUUUGCA